Molecule: messenger RNA, 833 nt
Organism: Salvia hispanica
Lineage: Eukaryota; Viridiplantae; Streptophyta; Magnoliopsida; Lamiales; Lamiaceae
Product: ubiquitin-conjugating enzyme E2 36-like
Source: RefSeq, a predicted model, not a curated record
UCUCUCUAGAAAACCAUUUCCCAUUUUCUAGUGAGAGGAAAAACCCUUUUUUCUGUUAGCGUAAACUCUCCGACUAGAAGAGAGAGAGCAAAAGGAGGAAAAAGAGUUGUGCUGCGAAUUCAAUCCAAUGGCCAACACCAAUCUUCCGCGUAGAAUUAUCAAGGAGACGCAGCGGCUUCUGAGCGAACCAGCACCCGGAAUAAGUGCUUCUCCUUCAGAAGACAACAUGCGAUACUUCAAUGUUAUGAUUCUUGGACCAACACAGUCUCCUUAUGAAGGAGGAGUCUUUAAGCUCGAGUUAUUUUUACCAGAAGAAUACCCAAUGGCUGCUCCAAAGGUUCGCUUCCUCACUAAGAUUUACCACCCUAACAUUGAUAAGCUUGGAAGGAUAUGCCUGGAUAUUCUCAAGGACAAAUGGAGUCCUGCUCUUCAAAUUAGAACUGUGCUUUUGAGCAUUCAAGCACUUCUGAGUGCUCCCAAUCCUGAUGACCCACUCUCUGAAAACAUUGCCAAGCAUUGGAAAUCAAACGAGGUUGAAGCUGUUGAAACGGCUAAAGAGUGGACGCGCUUGUAUGCAACUGGUGCAUGAAAAUGACAUGGACCCGAGUUUCCUCUAAUAACUCAAAUGUAUUUUACUGCACAUCAAAGGAACAUGGAAAAUCUGGAAAGAUUGAUGAAUGCUCUCGCUCAGCCAGUAGUAUCUUGUAUCAGUCCUGCUAAAACCUUCGUUUGAAUUGUUCUAUAUUUUACUAUAAAAGUACUUUGUGAUUAUGCACUUUCCUUUCUUGAAUUCGACCAUCAAUCGCACUAUUUCAUCAUUUCAAAAGGCUCAA